Molecule: messenger RNA, 2051 nt
Organism: Brassica napus (rape)
Lineage: Eukaryota; Viridiplantae; Streptophyta; Magnoliopsida; Brassicales; Brassicaceae
Product: 4-coumarate--CoA ligase 4-like
Exons: 5
Coding region: 132-1793 (553 amino acids)
Molecular function (GO): 4-coumarate-CoA ligase activity
Source: RefSeq, a predicted model, not a curated record
AAACCUUAUCGUUAGGAGAGUAUUUUUUUUUUUCCUUUUUGAAACACGAGUUUUUAACACGUAAAACCGGACUCGUCCAUUAGGUCCAUUAUAGUGACAAAAAUAAAGUUACAUUUUGAAUCUCCACACAAAUGGCGUUCCGACAACAAGAAGCACUUUCUCUUACAAAAAAGACAGAUCAAGAUUUCAUUUUCCGGUCCAAACUUCCCGAUAUCUCCAUUCCAAACCACCUUCCUCUCACCGAGUACGUCUUCCAGAAGUUCUCCGGCGACGGAGACGGCGACUCCACCACCACAUGCCUCAUAGACAGUGCCACCGGACGUACCUUCACCUACGCCGACGUGCAGAUCACUUUACAGCGGAUCGCUGCCGGACUCCACAGGCUAGGGAUCCGCCACGGUGACACCGUGAUGCUCCUUCUCCCAAACUCGCCGGAGUUUGCUCUAUCUUUCCUCGCCGUGGUUCACCUCGGAGCCGUAUCGACCUCCGCUAAUCCGCUAUUUACCCAAACGGAGAUUGCAAAACAGGCAAAAGCCUCCGCCGCGAAGAUGAUCAUCACAAAAUCAUGUUACGUCCAUAAACUAACAAACCUUAGACAGCUUGGUGUUGUCAUAGUUUGUGUAGACGACAAAAAUGACGUCGUUUCGUUAGCUGACGGUUGCGUGAGGUUCACGGACCUGACUCAAGCGGACGAGGCAGAGCUUCCUAAGCCUGAGAUCUCGCCGGAGGAUACGGUGUCGAUUCCGUACUCCUCCGGGACCACGGGACUUCCAAAAGGUGUGAUGAUUAGUCACAAGGGAUUAGUUACGAGCAUUGCUCAGAAAGUAGACGGAGAAAACCCUAAUCUCAACUUCACCAGAGAUGACGUCAUCAUCUGUUUCCUCCCAAUGUUUCACACUUUCACGCACAGCUCGUUGAUGCUUUCGGCGAUGAGGACCGGUGCCGCGUUCUUGAUCUUGCCGAGGUUCGAGUUGAAUCUGGUGAUGAAGAUGGUUCAAAAGUAUAAGGUCACGGUGGUUCCGAUGGCCCCACCGGUGGUUCUAGCGUUCGUUAAGUCUCCGGAGACAGAGAAGUACGAUCUGAGCUCGGUGAGGAUGAUGCUUUCGGGCUCAGCUACGCUCAAGAAGGAGCUUGAAGACGCCGUGCGUCGUAAGCUUCCCAAUGCAAUAUUUGGUCAGAGUUAUGGAAUGACGGAAGCAGGAACAGUAGCUAAUUCGUUGGCAUUUGCAAAGCACCCGUUUAAAACCAAGUCUGGUUCGUGUGGGACUGUGAUCAGAAACGCUGAGAUGAAAGUGGUCGAUACCAUUACCGGAGCCUCCUUACCACGCAACAAAUCUGGCGAAAUCUGUAUUAGAGGCCAUCAACUCAUGAAAGGUUAUUUGAAUGAUCCGGAGGCUACUGCUCGAACGAUUGAUAAAUACGGAUGGUUACACACAGGAGAUAUUGGUUUUGUAGAUGAUGACGACGAAAUUUUCAUUGUUGAUCGUUUGAAAGAACUCAUCAAAUUCAAAGGAUAUCAAGUGGCUCCAGCUGAGCUUGAAGCAUUGCUUAUUUUUCAUCCUUAUAUCGAAGAUGCUGCUGUUGUCGCAAUGAAGGAUGAAGUAGCUGAUGAGGUUCCGGUAGCGUUUGUGGUUAGAUCGAAAGGAUCUCAAUUAACCGAAGAUGAUAUCAAGAAUUAUGUCAACAAACAGGUGGUUCACUACAAGAGAAUCAAGAUGGUGUUUUUCGUAAAAGCUAUACCCAAAUCAGCAUCUGGAAAGCUUUUGAGAAAGGUUCUCCGAGCUAAAUUGUAAACUGAGUAUCUUAAACUUAUAUAGAUAAAAGAGAGUUUCAAAAUGUGUGUGUGAUCUCGAACAUUGAAGUCUUAAGGAAGUAAAGAGCAACUAUUUAUCAUCUCAUUUGGGUUUUGAGACAUGCAAUGAUGUUUUUGUCCAAAAAAAGAGAAGACAUGCAAUGAUGUAAAGACGAGGGUUUUCUACACGCAUCUUUUUAAAUUCAAGAUGAACGUGGUUUUUUUUUUCUUUCGUUAAAAUAUAAGGUUCUUGUUCAUU